Trematosphaeria pertusa is the source of this 1512-nucleotide messenger RNA. Its product is annotated as FAD/NAD(P)-binding domain-containing protein. Gene Ontology annotation, biological process: secondary metabolite biosynthetic process. Bases 1 to 1512 code for a protein of 503 amino acids. NCBI's taxonomy places the organism in Eukaryota, Fungi, Ascomycota, Dothideomycetes, Pleosporales, Trematosphaeriaceae. The transcript has 5 exons. Gene Ontology annotation, molecular function: FAD binding; monooxygenase activity. The record is from RefSeq and is a predicted model, not a curated record.
AUGCCCGUCGAAAUGGAUCCAACAGCCCAGGGCCAAGAAACCGUAGUCAACGGCAAUGCCCCUCUUGUGAACGGUCACAAGCCGACUGAACAGACUACCGUGCAUCGUCCUCUGCCCAAAGUAACGAUCUCAUAUCCAUCCCAAUCACUGCGAUUCCUUGAAAAGCUUGAAGAUGAGGAAUUAUCCGGCGGUCAGACAGGUCACAGCUCAACAAGCCCAGAGCAAGCACGCCUCACACUGAACGUUGUCAUUGUCGGUGCCGGCCUUGGCGGGCUUGCUCUCGCCAUUGCCCUAUUAAGAAGGGGACACUCAGUUGGCGCGGGUAUCCAGAUCCCUCCAAAUUCCGGACGACUGCUCCACCGUUGGGGAGUCUUUGAGCAUUUGGAAAAGUGGGUGGUCAAACCGGAAAGCGUCAACUUCCGGCGCUGGGAAAACGGCAAUGUCAUUGGCCAUACUGCACUCGGCAAGACGUUCCAGGAAACCUACAAGGUCCCGUACUAUGUGCUUCACCGUGCUCAUUUCCAUGAAGCCCUGCAUCAACGAGCGUUGCAGUUGGGAGUAGUGGUGGAGUUAGGCUGCAGGGUCGUUCAGUACAAUGAGCGUCAAGGUUCCGUUGUACUUGCGAAUGGCUCUAUCGUUCAAGGAGAUCUAGUGGUCGCCGCUGACGGAAUCAACUCAAUCGCUCGUAACUCUAUCCAUCCAGAUGUCUAUCACGAGCCCAAAUUCAACGGAUUCGCAGCAUACCGAGCAACUGUGGACGUUAGGAAGAUGCGAGACGAUCCGGAAAUUGCCUGGAUCCUAGAGAAGCCUUCUCUGAACAUCUGGAUUGGAGAAGAUCGACAUGUCAUGUCAUACACAAUAGCCGCCGGGGACUCAUUCAAUAUGGUCUUGUCACAUAUUGACCAUUCGGACCCGGCCACCUGGACUCAAAAGUUUGCCAAGGAACACAUUCAGGAAGAGUUCAGUGGAUGGGAUCCUCACCGACUGACAUCUUGCAUGUUGACAAAGAUCAUCUCGCUGAUCGACGAAUGCAUGAAGUGGCCCUUGAAAGUUGGGAAGCAGCUGACGUCCUGGACCUCUCCUUCAUCCAAACUGGUGAUUAUGGGUGAUGCAGCUCACGCUAUGCUGCCGUAUAUGUCCCAGGGUGCUGCCAUGGCAGUCGAGGAUGGUGCAGCCCUUGCUGUGGCCCUGAACCACAUCUCCUCUCUUGACGAGAUCCCGUUCGCAUUACGGUCAUUUGAAAAAGAACGCAUCAAGAGGAGCGGCGACAUGCAGAAUGCCAGCACGGUGAAUGGGCUGAUUUGGCAUUUCCCCGAUGGUUCGGAGCAAAGAGCUAGGGAUGCUUCUAUGGCUGCUGAGAUUGCGGGCGAGCCAUUCAACAGCAGCGCCAAUCAGUGGAGUGAUCCCGUCACUCAGUGGUGGGCGUAUGGGUACGACGCUGAGAAAGAAAUGAAGGAGGCUUGGGCCAGAGAUGUUAGUCAAUUGAUUAUGCAGGCCGGGCGAUGGCAGUAA